CGCAGUUCCAAACGGGACUCGAGGUGCUCCCUGAAUCUAUUGAUAGUGAUGUUGGCUAUCCCUAUUUCCUAUUAUCAAAAUCUGGACGGCACAUACAAAAAGACUAUUUGGAUUUAGAUCUAGCAUGUCGCCUUGAAGGGGUAUAGGGACACUGUUAGGCAAAAAAAGCGGAGGGCGGCACUAUGUUGAGCUGGUAUCAAGCUAAGGUGGCCAGAAGGCCUCUCCUGACACAAGCUAUAACCACUGCUGUACGUCCUUGCAACACAUGUUCUUGCCCCAGCUGAUCCAGGAAGAUUUUAUUUGGCGCUGGUGAUACUUUGGCACAACAGGCUGUGGAACGGAAAGGAUUUCGCAACCAUGAUGCGGCACGAACAGGCCGAAUGGUCCUAUAUGGAGGCCUUAUUUUUGGACCAGCCGCCACUAAGUGGUAUCAAUUCUUGCAGAAACGAAUCAACCUGCAGUCGCAUAACGCAACCAUCGCUGCUCGAGUGGUUGCAGAUCAGACCAUCUUCUCCACAUGUAAUCUUGCAUUGUUCCUGUCAAGCAUGUCCUAUCUCGAAGGGACCGAUCCCAAGAAGAAGCUCGAAAAGAGUUACUGGCCUGGGCUCAAAGCCAACUGGGCUUUAUGGCCCGCUGUGCAGGCAGUAAACUUCAAGUUUGUGCCUCUGGAUCAGCGUGUUCUUGUCGUCAACAUUGUUAGUCUGGGGUGGAAUUGUUUCUUGAGUUGGUUGAACAGCUCCAAAUGAAACCAGCGCAUGUGGGAGAUAAUAGAAAUCCGCGGGAGUGACUGCCCAUUGAGUUCCCAAGGAGGGCCCGUAGUUGGAUCGGUAGCAUUGGCAUAGAAGGACAGGGGUGUUAGAUGGAGAGAGUCUGCAAAAUUAGCACAGACGUCUAGCAUCACGGAUGAGAGGUGUUAAGAGCUGAGAAAGUGAUCAGGUACUUGUUUGCCGAGAAGAACCGCAG
This is a messenger RNA of Exophiala xenobiotica, 963 nucleotides long. RefSeq lists its product as hypothetical. The transcript has 3 exons. Lineage: Eukaryota; Fungi; Ascomycota; Eurotiomycetes; Chaetothyriales; Herpotrichiellaceae. The record is from RefSeq and is a predicted model, not a curated record. Bases 381 to 746 code for a protein of 121 amino acids. Gene Ontology annotation, cellular component: membrane; mitochondrion; cytoplasm.